Molecule: messenger RNA, 1068 nt
Organism: Sardina pilchardus (European sardine)
Lineage: Eukaryota; Metazoa; Chordata; Actinopteri; Clupeiformes; Clupeidae
Product: G-protein coupled receptor 54-like
Exons: 5
Coding region: 1-1068 (355 amino acids)
Biological process (GO): neuropeptide signaling pathway
Cellular component (GO): plasma membrane
Molecular function (GO): G protein-coupled peptide receptor activity
Source: RefSeq, a predicted model, not a curated record
AUGUCAGUUCUCUUAUCAAAUGACUCGGAAACGUAUUGCAAGUUGGAUAUUUGUACCAACUAUUCGGCACCAUAUGAGUCUGCGUUACUGGUCGAUGCCUGGCUUGUGCCACUCGUGUUUGUUAUUUUUAUGAUCUUUGGAGUGUGUGGAAACUCAUUAGUUCUUUAUGUCAUAUACAAGCAUAAGAAAAUGAGGAGUGCAACAAACGUUUAUAUCGCAAGCCUGGCUACAACGGACAUUGUUUUUCUGGUCUGCUGUAUACCAUUCACUGCAAUGCUUUACCCUUUGCCAAGUUGGGUCUUCGGGAACUUAAUGUGCAAAUUGGUGAGCUACAUCCAACAGGUGUCUGCCCAAGCCACGUGCGUAACACUCACCGUGAUGAGUGUGGACCGCUGGUACGCGACAGUGUAUCCCAUCCGUUCUUUACAGUACCGAACGCCAAGGCUAGCUGCUGCAGUCAGCCUUGGCAUAUGGAUAGGGUCUUUUCUGCUGUCCGUUCCAGUGCCUUUGUACAGCAGAACCAUGGUUGAGGAAGGGCAUGGCCCUCGGGUCUUCUGCACCGAGACCUUCCCUACUGCGAUGCACCUGAAGGUUUUCAUCUUGUACAACUUCCUGGCUGUGUACCUGCUCCCCCUCUUCACUAUCUGCGUGUGUUACUGGCUCAUGCUCUACCAAAUGGGCCGUCCCACCGUUGAGCCCAUUGACAACAACUACCAGCUGCAGGUCCUGACCGAGCGCUCGGCGGCCUUUAGGGCCCGCCUGUCACGCAUGGUCCUGGUGAUGGUGCAGCUCUUCCUGCUGUGCUGGGGCCCCAUCCAGCUCUACAUCCUGGUGCGGGCGUUCAGCCCACACUUCCAGUACAACUACUGCACCUACAAGCUGAAGAUCUGGGCGCACUGCAUGUCCUACCUUAACUCCUGCAUCAACCCUGUUGUGUACGCCUUCAUGGGGGCCCACUUCCGCAAGGCCUUCCGGAGGACCUUCCCCUGCCUGUUUAAGCAGCGCGUGGCUGCUGCCCCACCACCACCCAACAGGAACGCACACACUGAGAUGCAGUAUGUGUCAUAG